Epinephelus moara (kelp grouper) is the source of this 15240-nucleotide messenger RNA. It is a transcript of the gene xkr4, whose product is annotated as XK related 4. Gene Ontology annotation, cellular component: plasma membrane. The coding region runs from base 1015 to 2865 and encodes 616 amino acids. Gene Ontology annotation, biological process: apoptotic process involved in development; phosphatidylserine exposure on apoptotic cell surface; engulfment of apoptotic cell. The transcript has 4 exons. The record is from RefSeq and is a predicted model, not a curated record. NCBI's taxonomy places the organism in Eukaryota, Metazoa, Chordata, Actinopteri, Perciformes, Serranidae.
UUCUUCUUCUUCUUCUUCCAUUUUAGUUCUUUAGGUCUGGGUCUGUUUUCCUGAUUUAAUGCGUCAGUAUACAGUGCUAUUUUGGACAAAAGUAUUAUUUCAACUGUGUGGCAACAGCUUGGAAAAAAAGGUUUUGAGUCUGAGAUAAUCUUUUGUUGGACAAAUGAUGUAUUGUGCUGCACAGUCUAAAUGAUGUGACUGCUGAGAGCUGAUACAAACUGUGAGUAUGAAGUUGAAGUUUGUGCAGGAGCUGCUGAGUAUCAGUAACUGUCCAUGGUGCUGAAACCAGUCUGCUCUCUCCUUCAGCUCACGUUUUUCUAUCCUGCCUCACAUGGCAGGCUGCAUGCUGACAGGUAAACUGUAAGGGUGAUUUCUUUGCCCCGCUGCAAUGGGAGAUUUCGACGAGAGUAGUCUUUACUUUGCGCUGUGACGGAGCUCAAACGGUAUGCAAACAGCCGAGAGACAGAGAGACGGACAGAAAGAGGGAGAGUGUCAUCGAGAGAGAGAGAGAGGGGAGGAUGAUGUCAUAGUUUUUAGUCUGUGCCAUAGAAGAAGCAGAUGGAUGCAGGCUUCCUCCUUUUCUUGAGUUCCUGUCUCCAUCUCCAUCUCCAUCACCAACAUCGGCCUCAGCAUCAGGACUCAUCGAGGACAAAGAGUGACAAACCGCACAAGCAGAGUCUGUUCGGGUAAACUGUCUGCAGGUGGAGGAAACAAAGCGGAAAGCCUUCCUGUUGAUGGAUGUGAGCGGAUCAUCAGCCGAAGGAGAAGUCCGAUAAAGACGUGAUAUGGACCAAAAUAUCGGAGCAAGCACUGGGUCAGUCCUCUUUUCUGUCUUUAUUCUGUAUUAUGAGCAGGCGGCAGUCUAGAGGAGCUAGUCCUGCCCAGAAAGGAGGAGGAGGAGGAGGAGGAGGAGAGACACACAGAAGGGUGUCGACGGAGAGAGGCAGGGGUAGAGGAGAAGAGGAGGGGAGGAACGGAAGAAAAAUAAUAGAGUAAUAUUACAAGCUUCCAAUAAUGGCGGCUAAAUCGGACGGGGUCCUGAAGAUGAAGAAGAGCGACGUGGCCUUCACCCCCCUGCAGAACUCCGAGCACUCUGGCUCGGUGCAGGGGCUCCACCCGGGCGCCCAGCCCGACUCUGCGGGCACCGGGGACGGAGACUUCGUCAACGGGGAGUCGCGGUGUUGCGGCGGCGGAGGCUCCAACUCGACGUGCCUUCGCCUUGGCAGAGAGCAGCAGAAAUACACAGUGUGGGACUGCUUGUGGAUCGUAGCCGCAGUGGCCGUGUAUCUGGCCGAUGUGGGCACCGACGUGUGGCUGUCGGUCGACUACUACCUCCGACGCGACUACUGGUGGUUCGGCCUGACGCUCUUCUUCGUGGUGCUGGGCUCCUUCUCGGUCCAGCUUUUUAGCUUCAGAUGGUUCGUCCAUGACUUCAGCACCGAGGACGGAGCCGAAUCCGCCGCCGAUUGCUCUCACAUGGAUGGGAAUAAGCUGCUGAGCGGCUCGGCCUCGCACGGCGACGUUACCGCUCAACACCACCCGGCUACGCCGCAGAGACAGGCGUCGACCGCCAGCAAGAACACCACGACCAACAGCACCGCAAGCACUGCGGUGGGCAGCAGGAGUAGGAAGCGAUCGGCCUACUACUCCUUCUGCGUCUGGUUCGGCCAGUCCGUCAUCCACAUCCUCCAGCUGGGCCAGAUAUGGAGGUAUUUUCAUACCAUCUACCUGGGCGUUAGAAGUCGUCAGAGUGCUGAGACGGAGCGCUGGCGUUACUACUGGAGGAUGGUCUAUGAGUUUGCAGAUGUGAGCAUGCUGCAUCUACUGGCCACCUUUCUGGAGAGUGCUCCACAACUGGUGUUGCAGCUGUGUAUCAUUAUACAGACACACAAGCUCCAGGCUGUGCAAGGUAUGACAGCAGCAGCCUCCCUUGUCUCUCUAGCCUGGGCCCUGGCCUCCUACCAGAAGGCCCUGCGAGAGUCUCGCGAUGACAAGAAGCCAAUUAGCUACUUGGCUGUCAUCAUCCAGUUCUGCUGGCACUUCUUCACGAUCGCUGCAAGGGUCAUCACCUUUGCCCUGUUUGCCUCUGUGUUUCAACUCUACUUUGGCAUCUUCAUCGUCCUGCACUGGUGCAUCAUGACCUUCUGGAUUGUCCACUGUGAGACAGACUUCUGCAUCAGCAAGUGGGAGGAGAUUGUCUUUGACAUGGUGGUGGGCAUAAUCUACAUAUUUUCCUGGUUCAACGUCAAGGAGGGACGAACAAGGUGUCGACUUUUCAUCUAUUACCUGGUGAUUUUGGUGGAGAAUGCUGCUCUCAGUGCAUUGUGGUAUCUCUACCGAUCGCCUCACACCACUGACGCCUUUGCAGUGCCAGCACUCUGUGUCAUCUUCAGCAGUUUCCUCACCGGCGUGGUUUUCAUGCUCAUGUACUAUGCCUUUUUCCAUCCCAAUGGGCCACGCUUUGGGCGUUCGCCAAGUGGCCAGGGUCUUGACCUGGACCCCACCUCUCAGUUCUCUACAUUACCAUCAGAAGGUGCCACCAACUCACUACGUUCUAACCGAGGUGCCACCACAACCCUGGAACGUGACAUGGGGAAGUAUUCUGAGCGGGAUGGCUGCAUGCCAGUUUUUCAGGUCCGACCCACAGUGCCAUCCACGCCAUCGUCUCGUGCUCCACGCCUUGAAGAGACCGUCAUCAAGAUCGACCUUUGUAGGAACCGCUACCCAGCCUGGGAGCGUCAUGUACUCGACCGCAGUAUACGCAAGGCAAUCCUGGCCAUAGACUGCUCGCUGACUCCUCCCCGGCUGCAGUACAAAGAUGAUGCACUGGUGCAGGAGAGGUUGGAAUACGAGACCACGUUAUAGUUCCACCCUGCCCUCAGAACCCACAGAGGAGUGCAACCGUUUAUUCUGCUAUCACAUGAACACUAACAGGGACUGUGGCAAUAAGAAUUUGUUACUACCAACAAUCUCACUUCUCAUCUGUCGUUACCAUUUUUCUUUUUCUAUUCUUUAGCAUUAGCGCCCACCCAGGAGCAUACAGCCCUGUUGGUAGUGAUCUAAGGAGCAAUUUGGCGCAAGUGCAGUUGAUGUCACCGGAUGUGUUUGUGUUCUUUUUAGGGUGGUUGCUAUUAUUUUUUACUUCCACUCAUCAGGGAAAUCCCAUCUGGUAUGAACUAAAUGCAAAUCAGCAGAGUGCCUCAACACUCUACUCAGACAGUACAAGCUGCUGAUGCAUUAUUUGCUUAAGUCUGAAGAAGUUAGGGAUAAAUUAAGCAUAGGUCCAUGUCCAUUCAGAUGAGUUUUAAGUCAUCAGAUAUUCCACUUUAACCUAAAUGACACCUGAAUUAUACAGGAAUUCCUCUAAUGUGAAGAGGAAAGGAAACAAUCCCUCAUUCAGCGUCAGCAAAGACUUUGACCUGUCAUAUCUGUCUUAAUGUGUUGGUGACCUACUGUUUGAAAGUUCUAAUGAUGUGAUCCCAUAGCAGCCACAACUACUACUUCCAUCAACAUCCACAUGAUAACUCAUCGCUCCUGUUCUCUUAGUGCCAAAAAGCUUCCUUGGACAUGUCCUCUAGAUUCUGAGGAGUAGGACCACUUUGAGAUGGCUGGGAAGUCCAAAAAGUUCUCCUCUGGCCUAGACAUUUGAUUCCUCUUGGAUAACUAUGGUCUAUCGUGGAUGAAGGUCGGACAGAAAGUCAACUACAUGAAGACAAUGGUUAAAGUAGCAUCUAUACUCAGUCAUUGUGUUUUGUUUGGAUAAAGUCAACCAAACCUGGCAGGAAGGAAGAACAUGGAGAGAGAAAGAAGCGGUGAAGGUUGAACAGUCACAAACUCACUGCCUUUCUCCCAUGAGGAAAUAUAAGUCAAACUCCCACAAUGCCAAGAAAAAAAAAUCUUCCUGGCAGCUCAACUCAACUAUUUUCAGUCCAGCCACAUCAACCUGGCUGUGCUGCGAUACUGAUCUUUGCUUAUCUGUGGAGGCAAAUGUGGAGGGGAGAGCAGAAGAAAUGAGCAAAGUGGCAGAUAGCAAUGAAAAGGAGAUGACAAGAGAGGAUGAUGCAGGAAAUGGAAAUGAGUCGAUGAUGGAAAAGAAGAGAAAAAGCAGGCAAGCAGCCAUCUCAGCCAAACUAAACCAACCACCAGGAUGUACAGUACUCUGAUACAACAUGCAGCAUUUUUUACUUUAGAGAUGAUGUAGAGGGUAUUGAAGUCAUUGUGAGUCUGUGUUUUUAGUGCUGUGAGUGUGUAUGUGUUGGCAAUAGGUGAUGAAGGUGUGUGUGUGUGUGUGUGCAUGUGUGUGUGGUGUUCAAACAAGAGAAGCAGCUCAGGAGGACGUGUGCUUGAUGUGUGUAUCGCUAUCAUCCAUCUUUGAUAAACACACGUCACCUUCUGGGAAAAAUGUUUCCCAGCAGCUUUUAACUUUGUUACACCAAGCCACACAACAUAUGUUAGCAUGGUGCUGGUUGUGUCCACUGGCUUUAAUGAGAAAUGCUAACCAAGUGAUUUUUGGUUAACUGAAGUGCCACUGUCAAAGCUUAAUUUAAGACCACCACUAUAACACAUAUCAUGGUUCUGGGAAGAGUAAAUGAUGAAGUCCUGAAAUUUUCAUUUAAUGAAUUUUAAUGCAGGAAACUCAGCACAUUCUUAUCCCAAGUCGUUACAUAUCGCCGCUUUGUCAGUGGACUUUUAUGCCUACAUAUUACGUGCUAGGUAUCCUCCUGAGUCUGCUGUUGAUGUUCUGGGAUGCCGCAACCAAUGCCGGGAGUUCAACAAAAGCAUGUGGUUAGGUUUGAAAAAAAACAAACAAAAAACAUCAUGAUUUGGCUCUACAUUCAUACAGGAAGCUAACACCAGGGUUCUGGACCCAUCCACCACAACUCCCGCAUGCCCUAUAGGGACUUUCCAAGUCCUCAUAUCACAUUGUUACCUGCAGUGUUUCAAUCUGAUGCUGUCCUGUGGUGUAUCAUACUAGUGCCCUCCAGCCACGUUAUGAAAUGACAACGCUUGGUGGUGUAUCAUACUGCUGCAACAGGUGCUGUCCAGCCCGGUUACAAACUGAUGAUGCCCGGCGGCAUAUCAUACUAUGGGGAAAGGUGGCUUGUGACAUCAGUGUGUGAUGCUGAAAUCAACAACAAAGCAGUGGUAUUUGGCGACUUCAGCAUGAGAACAGGCUGGAAAAAGGCAAAACAAAAAGCAACUGCAGGCUGGUGCAAGUAACAAAACAUGAUUUAAUCCAACAGGAAUUAAUAGGUCCUUUUCACUUAAGUCAACACAAGUUGUGUAAAACAAAGACGGCACAAUGUUUCUCCCUCGCUCAUACAAUGGGGGCUGCUCAGCUGCAGCCUAGUCAGUGCUGUAACUGGUGGCCAGAUGAUAUAUAAAUGACACAGCACACCUCUCUAUCUGCCAUGGUAAUAGUGUUUAAAUAACACAAAGACAUUCAUCAAAAAGAGUUUGCCUUUCAAAUUAAUGCAACAAAUGAAAAGAAACAAGGGGAGAUGGUAAAUUUGGAUUAAAUGGUGGAUGGUGAAGUUAGGACAGCACAGAUGGUGAACUAUACAGGGAGAAAUGGGUAGAGGGUAGUCAGAGAAUCAAAGUGAGGUGGAUUUCAGCUAAGCUGUGGCUCUGACUGAAAACCUUUUGAAGGUGAUCAUAAAAUUAUAGCCAUCCUGUCAUCCAGUGAGUUCAGACUUUUAGCAUUUUUCAUUAUUUUUUAGCAUAAUGUUCAUAAAAUAUAUGAACACCUGUGUGACUGAAAUGGCUAGGUUUCAUCAGAUCCGAUCAAGAUCAGCAGUGUGGUGUGUCUUAUAUCAGGGCAAGACAGUACCUGAUGAUGAUGAUGAUGAUAAUGAUGAUGAUGAAACAACUUUCUAAAGCCUUGCUAGUGGCACCUGGAGACAAGAUCAUGUGAUGAGGUGUUUGAGGUCAUAAACAACAUUCUAACAAUGGUGCUGAAAAUGUAAGGUUUGCCCUGGUGGUGACAAGGGAGGGAAGAUCAGGGCCUCACCAUUAAGAUUUCUGGUGGAGACAUUAAAAUCAAGAGCAAACUUAAUUCAAUUCUGAAAAUUUGUUUUCAAGACACCUUGUGAUGUCCAAAUGUUAGUCAAAUUACAUUUUUGAUUGACUGGUGGCAGGGGUCAGGGGGUCACCAAAGUCAUCUUCUAGGGUUCAUGACUAUACAUACUAGGAGUUCUAAUUUAAGUGUUGGACCAUGGACUGUAUAUAAAGAUGGACAAUGCGUUUCCACUUACCUCCAGUGUACAAAAACCAAGCCAACAUAUCCCAGAUAAUGCCGCUGCCAUCUUGGGAUGGUGACGUCAUUUGGAGCCAGAGUCUAUGCAGUAGCCAUCUUUGCUGGUAUCGAGUUCCUGCCCAAUCUCAAGCAGCACCAUUGAUUGCGAGCACACUGACUGGCACAAGCAGAUGUCAAUCAUGACAUCAAUCCCCCCCUUUUUUUAACAUCAAAUUACUAGUUACACCAAACUUAUCAGAAAAACUAAAUACUUGGGUAUGAUGGAGUAGACACGCAGUGAGACUAGCUCCCGAAACUUUUGUGUACUUAACUUUAUAGAACCCUAUAAUUCAAUUUUUACUUGUAACCAAAUGGUGGAUGUUAUCACUUUUGGCAAAAGAUCACCGUAAUAUGACACCAAAGUCAGCCAAGCAUGGCAAAAAAGAGACUCUUAAAGCUGACCCCCUGGUAAAGCUAACUAUAGCAACAAGCUCAGCAUGGCAACAAUAGCUAACCUCCUAGAAGACCAUCGAAAAGCCCUCUCUGCUGACUUUAUAACAAACAUCAGCAUGAUAAAGACUACCUAAAAUGACAGAAAGUAUCUUUGGGAAAAAUGUAUGUGAUGCGUACUUUGAGUUUUUUAGUUUGGCCCAUGACCCAUCCACUAACAUAGAGGGGGUGGGGUUUAUGACCCACAUUGCAGCAAGCCACCAGGGGGCGAUCCAGAUGUUUUGGCUUCACUUUUGGGGAGCUGUCAAGUUGUCCAUCUUUAUAUACAGUCUCUACCAGUCAAACUGUUACUUCAACAUACCGUGUAUUAAUGAAAAUACGUCCCCAGUGAUCUGAAUCAGAGUGCAAAAAGACAGCUUGAGACUGCAGACAAAAAGGAGAGCUAUACCAUUUACACCACACUCCCAACCCAAACAGCUUGACUUCAGGGAAGCGAGAGGCAAUGACAUCACUACAUUCUGUAGAUAAGCUGUCAGUCAAAUCCACCGUGUUCAGGAAUUUUAGCUGAUUAGUGACACAUUGAUAAUCAUGUGUCUUUUAAAACAUUAAAUGUCUGCACAAAAGAAAGUUUCAGGUUGUCUUUCUUGAUUUACGUCACAAGUGCAAUGUCUUUUUUAUUUCCUGAGGAUGGCAAGAAGAGAGAAAAGCACAAAACAAGUUAAUGGGAUAAUCAUGGCAUGAGACUGUACAUAUUUUCAUCCUGCUUAACCAAACCAGGCCCCAGGUAUACAGAGCUGUUAUAGCCUCUUAUCAAUCCGUGUAUGAAGUCUGACAUCCAUUCCAGGUCAUUGCAGUCAAUGUCCAAAACCUAAAUACACUGAUCAUCUUUUUUUUUUUUUUUUUUUUUUUUUUUACAUAUACAGCACUAAACAGUGUGUAGCCCAGUAUGUGCAGACCACAAAAAGAACCAGAGGGAUGUUUUCAUGAUCCACUUUCCUGGCAAAUAUUGGUAUAAUACAGCUGUUAUUUGUGGUUUUCUCAUUAGAUAUAAGUUUAAGAGCUUAUGAGCUUAGUUUUUAUCAUAGUUGUAUUUUGUUGGUGAAGGCAAGUCCAAAAGUGGUUAGUAUAGUUGUAGUAUCUUGAAUCAUUUGAACUGAUUUCUGUGAACAGACCCAUUGUGUGCUGUCAGAGACACACUUUAAAGGACCAUACAAGCAAGUUUGCAUGUUUUAGACAUGCCACCGUUACUUAAUGUCACAGCCAAGCAUUUUGCAAACCAUGCUGCUGUGUUUUAGAAAUUUGAAUGUACUUUGUGUUCAAAGGGGCCACUCUUUUCCUGCAAUUGCAGCAUGGUCUAAAACUCUUUGGGGUUAGGGGUUAGAGGUGAUGCACCCCCUAAUCAAGUGAAUAUCAUCUAUAUAAAUUAUUGUCAAAAUCAUUGUUAUAAGGUAAUGCAGUGCCAACUUUCCAAAUCUAUCUGCAUGUAAACUGCAUUUCUUGCUGUUUCAUACUGUGCAGAAAUGACUGGAAAUCAGUGGAGGCCUGGAACUGUAGGCAAAAUACAUAAAAAAAAUCUAACAAUGUCUGGAUCUGAAAAUGGUAGUAAAAAUAUAAAGUAUAAAUAAUAAUGUGGAGUUAGAGCUCAAAUGUGAAAACAGGGUGGUAUGGUUCUUUAAGUUUGUUAAAGUUUUUAUUUGUCUAAAGUCACCUGUUUCUGUCAUGUCUUCAAGUGUCUCAUUCUUUCAGUUUAGAAUGUGGCACAUGAAUCAGUUUGUAUAUUGAAGCAUAAGUCAUAUAACUUACCCGUAAAACUUCAAUGAAUAGCCCAGGCUAUUAUUUGCUUAAAUCACUGAAAUCAACAGCUGUCUAUAUGGGACAGGCCUUUAAUUCUUUUCACACAAAACUGUUGCUCAGCAAAGAUGGGGAAUACAAUCAAAUUGUUUAUUUGAACCAGUAUGAAUAUUACUUAUAUAAAAUUUAGGCUUCAGAUAAUAUAUCUAGUAUUAAUCAUUGACUUGAUCUAACUCCGAAAGGCAGCGCAUCAAAGAGAGAGAGAAUUACGGCACACGAGGAUUACAGCACCCAGCAUACUGACAGAACACCAUUUUAUCGUGUUAAAACAAUAUUCACAACCUGGAUUAAUUUUUAUGAAAAACUUGAUUCUUUUGAUCUGAGGACCUUACGGACUAAAGGAAUAUGAAUAACUUACAGGGUAAUCAAGGAAUGGACACAUAAUUUGAGGCAUCCAACAACCUGCUUUUAUAUGUCCAAAAAACUUCUAUAAAAAAAUUAACUGCUUGGCAACCAGACCAGGCAUCAAAUUGACACAGCUCUUUAUUUGUGAAAAUGUGUAGCCAGGUAUGUGUAGGCUCUUAAUUGAAGUUUUACCGUAAAUACAUACAGUUUAGGCUUAUUCUUUUGCCUCAUUGCCACAAUACUGUGUUUGAGUGCUAUAUACAUAUAUAUAUAUAUAUAUAUAUAUAUAUAUACAUACACACACACACACACACACACACACAUAUAUAUAUAUAUAUAUAUAUAAAAUUUAAUUUUGAACUUUUGGUUUAUUUACACAUUUUUCCACAGGAUUUGGGGAGUACUACUGAAUAGGGGUUGUAUAAGUUGUAUAAAGCCUUUUGUAUCUCUAGAGGCAGCUGUGUGAAAUUGGAUAAAUUGCCUCACAUGAUAUUCCUUGAGUCAGCGUUGGUUGAAGCUUAAGACUACAAUUUAACAAAAAAAAAAAAAAAAAAAAAAUCUGGAGGUAUGGAGUUAAAAAGAUGUAAGCUCACCAGACCUCUGUAACCCGACACCCAUCUCUGUUGUAGGCUAGCGCUCCAGGCUACAUUAGGUGCUACCCACCUGGGUUCUUUUUAACUUUCCCAGUAGAAAAAGCACAGGUACAGUUAGACUUAGAGCAUGGCACAAGGUACAAGGCUGCAUUUAGACAGCACUGCAGGAGCUCAUAUUCAGCUCUUCACACAAUAUCCUAGUGCUAUAGGGGAAAAAAGGCUUUGGUUUGUUUAUAUUUCUUUAAACCAAUCACAAUCAUCUGGCAUGGUGAAGAGCCCAGCAUGCAGCAAUGGUGAGCAACAGUGCCCUUAUGAAAUAUGACAGGGAACUUGUUUUGGUUGAUUAUUUGCAUGUAAGGAGGCAAGCACCAUCAUUAAAAUGGCUAAUUCUCCGCAAAAGAAAACACCCCAAAAAAUAGUAGAGAUAGCAGACAGAGAGGAGAAUGCCGGACUAAAUAGCCAGCCAAUGGCAGGCUUAUAGCAACAAUCUACAUCCAGUACAGCGGAGUACUUUUGGACAUAUGAAAAGGGAGAAAUCAGCUUAUAUUUAACCUCUGCCUGUUCAGGAAGCGGUCAAACCAAAUACACACCUAAAAAGCUAUUCAUUUUCAUUUGUAAUUAGUUAAUUUUAUUAAUAUUGGCAUGAUAUAUGCCAGAAGACCAAGAAUUCAAAGGCCAGCUGAAAGCAUCAGAGGUGUCACAAUGACAGAUUUUUCGUUAGUAGAACAACUACAGCAGAUCGCAGAUCUCUCUUCUUUAUUAUUGACCUAAUUCACCAGCAGAGUUCCUCAGUGGGCUUAGCUGCCAACAUUGGAAUUGUGAAAAAAAUACUUCAAAAGUUUAUGCAAUAAUUAACACUCACUGAAAGCAUUGCCAUCAUUUUAUCUAAGCAGACAAUAUUUCACUUUAUCUGUUUACCAGACAGCUGCUACAAUGAAACAAUAGGUGGACAGGAAUGGUCACGGUCUAUAAGAAAGUCUGAUGGGUUCAACACAUCCUCACUCCAACCUCGUCACAUAUCGAUGUUUGGUCAUGGACUUUCCACGUCGAAAAUAUGAUAUACAAGGUCCCCUUGGUGCGUUGGUUGUUGAUGUUCUGGGACGCCGUGUCAAUUUCAGCCCGUUACAUGCAUGGUCUGUUUUCAAAAUACACUUCAGUUUUCACAGGUAAUGUACAGUUUGCAUACAGUGUCUUUCAAAAUAAAUGCACUACGUCAGUACAAUGCCGCAAAUUGAUGGUUUUCUUUCAAUAAAAAACGCACAUGGUUACAUUUAGCCAACACACGCACGUGUUUGGGUUUAGGCAACAAAAGCAUGUGGUUGGGUGAAAGGUGAAAGUCGAUGGUUGUUGGACACAUCCACCACACCUCCCGCCCGCCCUACUCGGACAUUCUGCUCCCUUAACUUAUAUUGUUGUCCUGCUGUGUUUUCCCCUGACGGGCCAGCUGCGUAUCAUGCCGACGUGAAAGGAAGUCACUGACCAAGCGCUGGUAUUUGAUGAUUUCGGUGUGAGACUGGGUUUGAUUGAAGGUUGAGAAGCACAUUUGCAGCUUGCAGUAAAUGCAGCCUUAUAUUUCUUGUAAGGACUAUCAAAGAAUUUGAUGUGAGUUUAUUUGAGGUGUCUCCCAAAUCCAGUGUAGCCUUGGUUUACUUAUCACCAUAUCAUGAACUAACAUACCAACACAUAUACUGACAUACAGUAUAUGAUGUGUACUGAUAUAUACUAAACAUAAAGCUACCUCAGUUUUGUUUCAUGGAAAGAAUAUCCUCCACCUUCUCAUUGGCAAUACACUGUGUCCUGGUGGCACAUAGACUCAGCUCCCUGUACUUGUAAAGAACUCAGACAGAGAAUACAAUUUCCUAAAACUAAAUGGAAAAUUCCAUUAACAAGUCAUAUUCAGUGUACUCCACAGCAUAACACUGACAUAAUGAUAAUGAAAAUUGGAUGUGAAAUGGACUGUUCAUUUUCAAAUUUGCAGACAAUGCGCCAAACUGAAAUGGCAAAAUGUUUUUUUUAACUUGAAUUUGAAUUAUAUGCUGGUCUUCUAGACUACCAUAAAAAAGACAAUUACCAUCUUAUUAAAUUGGUUUAUAUUAUUCAUUCCAUUAAGUUUUGGCAGUAACUUUUAAACCUGUAUUUUAAUUUGUCAUAUCAUGCACACACAUGGCAGCACUGGACUCCCAUGCAUGAACUUUUCAUACAUCUGGCCCUUGCAUUAAAUAUUUUGUCAGUAGAGUAAAGUUUCUUGAAAAGUGCUAUUUCAGCAGGGGGUUUGGUCUGCCUUGAGAUUUGUCUAAUUUCACUGUUACAACAGAGAAUGAGGUGCUGUCAUAAACAGGGUAAUCCUCCAUUAUGCUCCACAGGUGCUCAAGUUCUGGAACAUCUAACUGGUGGUGGGUAUCCUGCUCACUGCAGGAUCAUAACAUGACAGAUCAACUUAAGACUCCCUCCCUCACUCUGGUCAUAACAAAACGCUGCUUUCUAUGUUUUGUUUGCCUUAAAGAAAAUAUAUUUCUAUAUUUGUCUUUAUUUCAAUCUCAUCACCCAGGACUUUGAGGCUGUACUGAAAGCACAGCUAGGUUUUCUGGUUAGCCUGUGGCAUGUGUGUGCGAGUUUGUGUGUGUGUGUGUGUGUGUGUGUGUGUGUUGGGGGUUGGGAUUUGUUUGGUUUUUUUACACUAUUUAAUAAUAAUGUCUCAACAGCAGUUACUGUGCUUAUACUAGGACUGGGACAUUGUCCAACAGGGAGGUUGAAUAGACUUCAGUCAUUCAUCCUUCCAGCCUGAACAUCUCUCAGAUGAAAAGCUUUGUGUCCAGCGGGAGCAAACAUGGCAGACUGCUGAUUGUCUUUAGUUGUAAAAUCAAGGCAGCAUUUGUGACAGUGCUUUAGCUAUCAUGAAAUACAGAAGCAAUGUAGAGGAUCACAACACUCGGAAGACUUUUCUCAUUGCAUUGCAUUCCAUUUGUUUCUUAAUCACUGGAGGAAAAUCAUUUCCAUUCUCCUCCUCUGCCUCAGCUUGUUUCCACUGCACUUCUUCAUUCUGUGAAAUUAUAAAUCAGCCUACAAACUAAGCUGUCAGUCUAUGAAGAAGACAGUCACAGUAAUGGUUAUUCACAAACUCCUGAACCUCUCAACUGAUUGUUUUGGGUCACUGUAUUGAAAUCCACAUAUUGUCUGGAGUUACAUUAGCAAAAUUACAGACACCAAGGAUAUGAUAAAAUAUCAGGGAUAUAGUAAUACAUUUAUUAUGUAUGAUAACAAUCACACAUAGAGCCAUGUUCAAGACAUUUAAAAUUAAUAAUUAUCAUGGUAUGCUCUAAUGUGUGUCACGUUUCAGCUUUUUUCAGUAGCUACUGAUGUAAAAGAGAAGACAAAAACAUUUCCACCUCUAGAUUUUUUCCCAUAUGUGCAUGGAGGAGACAUGCCACAUCCAAUACAACUGGACGGGGCUUGUCUUUUGUCACAAGUGUUCAGUGGUGGGAAGCCACUGAGGGAUCAUGUCCUUAUUGCUGCGCUUUUUCUGGUCAGUUGGGUUGCCCCAUAUCGCCACUUGGUCAGUGGCUUUUCACCUCUACAUAUGACAUGCUAGGUGACCUCCUGCUAUUGAUGUUCUGGGAUGGUGUGUCACUUUCCACCUGUUAAAUGCUUAUUGUCUUUUCGACAUUCACUUCCCUUUUCACAGAAAAUGUGCAGUUCCUGCUCAUUAGAUGCAUACAGUCUUUUUCAAAAUAAACUUACAACAUUGGUAAAACACAGCAUAUUUACUUUUACUUCAUUGUGCAACAAAAGCACAUGGUUAGGUUUAGACAAAACAUCAUGAUUUGGCUUAACAUUCAUAUGGGAAGCGAACUGCGUGCUCCCGGGUGAAAGUGUGGGGUUUGUUGGACCCAUCCACCACCACUCUCACCCACCCACUAGGAGCUUUCCAGGUCCUUAAAUUAUGUUGUUGUCCAACGGCAUUUCAAACUGACACAGUCCAGAGACAUUAUUAACUGAUGCCACCCGACGUUGUAUUACACCUGAAAUGGAGGAUGCCUGUUUUGUCAUUGGGGUCUGACAUGGAAAUCACUGACCAAGUGGCGGUAUUUGACAACUGUAGGAAUGAGACCGAGUUGGUUGCCCAGUCACCAGAAGAAAUGUUGGCAUUGUACAUCUCUGCAAACCACAGAUACAUUUCAUUUAUAUGAAUAAAGUGUGGUUAGGUUUAGGUACAAAUACUACUUGGUUAUGAUUAGGAAAAGAUCAUGUUUUGGCUUAAAACACCUUUAAAAACCCAGUUUUGAGGGCCCAAUCCUGGCUUGGAACGCAGCAAUGCCUUGGCAAAAAACAAUCACUUCUUGUGACACUAUUACCACUCAGGUUUGGUGGCCAAGAAGCUGCUAGAAACACAGCAAUCACUCAUUAAAACACAACCAGUUUUGUUGUUUGUUGGUUUCUAACAGUGGUCUACAGCUUGGCGGGUGUUUUGCCCAGGGGACACGUCAUUCACCAUCGCCUCCAUCUCCUGAUAACAAAGUCUGCUCAUGCACUACAUAACUUUUGAAAGGUUGAUAUGUAUGAAACUUGCAAAAUGUAUUCAUGGUUUACAGAAACAUACAAAGCCAGCAUUUCCCUCUGGCAACUGGGUUAAAUAUGAACCAAGACUGUUCUUACCAUGAAGUUACAUAGGCUAGCAUCCCAUCCUCUACCAACAGUCAAUAUCUGUUUCUUUUUACCAUGACUACAAUACUUCCCUUGCCAAAUAACUUUAGUUGCCUAAAAUAAAAGCUUAGGCAGAUGUGAAAACCAUACAACAAAUCUUUUUUUGUAUGUGUUAUUCUGAAAGGCUCCAAAUAAACACCUACUUGGUAUGAGGACUUGUCUGAGGAGACAUGUUGCUGUCUACACAGUGAGAGAUAGCAAUGACCACUCUUCUCACACAGGCAGCAAACAGCAGUAAUGUAUUAUUUCUAUGUCCUCUGUAGCUCUCUGAGAUGUGAACAGACCGUGUUUCUUGUGAGUGUCUUAGCCCCUAAGCUGUUUCUGUUCACCAGCUGUACUGGAUCAAAACUCUGCUGUAGAGGUUUUGGAAAUACCAGCCAAACACAACAGAGGAGUCAACUUUUUAGCUCUUAGCUCACAGCUGUGUAAGCAGAGAAAAUGACUAUUUAGUUUGGUCAUGGAGCAGCAACAGUUACAGUUGAGAUAAUCCAGCUUUAGUACAAGCACAGGAACCAGCAGGUGAAUAAUGAUAGGAUUCCAGUCACACUUGUAUAAUCAUUCUGUACAGAUGUCUGUUUAGAGAGAUGGUUGAACAUGGAGUACCACAGAUAGUGAACUGAUCAACUUAAAAGCUUAUCUGUAAAUAAAUGUAUGCAAAGUGUACAUGUUAAAAAAAGAACAUUCCUCUCUUUUUGAGUUCUGACUGUGAAGGGUGUCUUUAGAAGUUUGAUGCCACCACAAUGGCUGUAACUAUGACGAUAUACUACUGAGAAAAAAAAAGAUAAAUGUGGUGUAUGUGGUGUAUUUAAAAAAGAUACAAAUGUUAAGACAAAAAAAAUCGGUCUUUUCAGUAAGUUGCAUUGUGUGAUGAAAGUUGGAAGUGCUAAAAAUUCUUUCAAUGGGGAAAAAGUACAUUUUAUUGUAAAAAAAAAAAUUAAUAAAAAUGAAUCAAGAGUGAUAAACAUGAUCAAAAUUACAUUUUUGUAUAUAUGGGAUUUUUGUAAAUUUUUAUUUGAAUCUAAUGCAACACAAACUACCAAAAUUCAUUUAUUAAAGUACACUGUG